Messenger RNA from Sparassis crispa, 744 nucleotides. RefSeq lists its product as hypothetical. The transcript is spliced from 3 exons. Lineage: Eukaryota; Fungi; Basidiomycota; Agaricomycetes; Polyporales; Sparassidaceae. The record is from RefSeq and is a predicted model, not a curated record. Bases 1 to 744 code for a protein of 247 amino acids. Gene Ontology annotation, biological process: dephosphorylation. Gene Ontology annotation, molecular function: phosphatase activity.
AUGGCGCUGUACAGCCAGGGUAGCUCAUCAAAAGCUACCCCACGAGCGGGUACAAGCGAGUUCGAUAUCCUUAAGGCCUCUCACAAGUUCCUCAGGGAAGAUGAUAAGCAGAGUGAAUUAUCUUGGGACGAGCAACUCGCGAAGAAAUACUACCAAAGCUUAUAUCGCGAGUUCGCGGUAUGCGAUCUGAAACACUACAAGUCAGGAAAUUUUUCUCUGCGCUGGCGGACAGAGUCUGAAGUGAUUUCUGGGGCUGGUGAGACGACCUGCGGCAACACCCGUUGUCCGCUCCAUACGGAGAGUGGUAUGAGGGAGAGAACAGUGACACCGUCGCUGCAAACGCUAGAGCUCCCCUUCUCGUAUAUUGAAGAAGGCGAGAACAAAUUUGCGCUCGUGAAAGUAGUGCUUUGCGCGAAAUGUCAGAAGAAGCUCGUGUGGAAGCGAACGAAAGAGAGAGAGGAGGAAAAGGUAGAGCGGAAGGAACGGGAAGAAGGCGAGGAUGAGGAUAUUCAGCGUGCUGGUGUUUUGGACAGACAGGGCGUGGAGCAGCGUGCAGACAGUAUUGCAGAAGAGCUCUCAGGGGGAACAUCAAGUCGCGUUCGAAGAAAUGACCGUGGUCAGGAGGCCUCCAGACAUUCUGAUCACAAAGGGGACAUAGAAUCUGCUCGUCAGUCCCGCAGAAGGAGUUCGCGAUCACGUUCUCCGCGCAGACACUCGGGAGGCCAUCAUCGGGGGCGGCCUUAA